AUGGUAAGAAGCUGGAUGAGAGGGGCGAGGUUGAUAUCAUUGUCCUCGCGCUGCCGAAACCAUACGAUCAACUAUUCUCCCUCGUUUCAUGCUACAACCAUUUUCACAAACCAGCCGCAUCCUUCUCACUCUCAAUGCCGAUUUUUCAACUCUUCUUCUUCUUCAACUUCUUCACCAUCAUCAACACCACCUUCCUCUAACAAGCUCUUCGUAGGAGGUCUAUCAUGGUCCGUAGAUGAAAAAUCCCUCAAAGACGCUUUCUCUUCUUUCGGCGAAGUCACCGAAGUGAGGAUAGUUUAUGAUAAAGACAGUGGUAGAGCUAGAGGCUUUGGGUUUGUUAUCUUUUCAAACGAAGAUGAUGCAAAGUCCGCUAAAGAUGCAAUGGACGGAAAGGCAUUGUUAGGUAGACCAUUGAGGAUAAAUUUUGCUCUCGAAAAGGCUCGUGGGGUACCUGUUGUAGUUCCUCGGUUUUCAAAUAUUGGAAACUUAAACAGGCGCUGA
Molecule: messenger RNA, 501 nt
Organism: Vicia faba (fava bean)
Lineage: Eukaryota; Viridiplantae; Streptophyta; Magnoliopsida; Fabales; Fabaceae
Source: the annotation of a GenBank genome assembly